CUUUGCAAUGUAAAUUAAAAGAAACUGAAUGCAAAGUGAUGUGUCAAGAGCAACAGAUAAAAAGCUUGUCUAUACAAAUAGACCAACUUCUUGAACAAGAUCAUGAUAAGGUUUCCUUAUUCCAUCCUGACUCUAAAGACAUAGGACUUAUCGAUCAAAAUGAAGCUUUCAAAGAACAGAUAAAGAAUCUGAAAGAUGCACUUUUUUGUAAUGAGGAGGAAAAACAGAAUUUACAAGAAGAAUUUCAAGACAAACUCAAGAUUAUUAAUGAUUUACGAAUGGAGAUUGAAGACUGGAAAAGUACAUACGAAAAAGUUCUUCAACGUAAUAAUUAUCUUGAGAACUAUACAGAAACAUUCAAAGACGAAGCUCAAAGACUUAUGGAGGAAAAUAGAAAUUUGACACAAGACAUUGAAGAAAAAAAUACGGCUAUUGCAAAUCUAAUGAAUGUUAUUAAUAAUAAAUCACAAAAUAUAAAUAAUUUAUUGGAAGAAAUUGAACAUAGAGAUUCGGAUAAUAACAAUCUUCAAAAGGAAUUACAAGACCUUCGUGCGAAAUGUAAAAGCAGUACAGAUAUAUUAGUAAGAGAAAAAAUGGAGACUAUGAGUUCUUCUGCAACUUGCAAGACAAGAAAGUCAAGAGUUAUUGAAAAAAAUAAAAGAUUAUGA
This is a messenger RNA of Manduca sexta (tobacco hornworm), 668 nucleotides long. Its product is annotated as tropomyosin-2-like. The transcript is spliced from 3 exons. Bases 39 to 668 code for a protein of 209 amino acids. The record is from RefSeq and is a predicted model, not a curated record. Lineage: Eukaryota; Metazoa; Arthropoda; Insecta; Lepidoptera; Sphingidae.